Messenger RNA from Arabidopsis arenosa, 752 nucleotides. NCBI's taxonomy places the organism in Eukaryota, Viridiplantae, Streptophyta, Magnoliopsida, Brassicales, Brassicaceae. The record is from the annotation of a GenBank genome assembly.
CUUUAAGAGCGAGUGAGAAGUUGAUCAUCGAGAGGAAGCUGAGAAAGAGAACCCAAUCUUCGAUUCUCUGCUUAGCUUUCACUACCACACACAAACAGAGCUUCCGUCUUUCUUCUUCCUCCAUAUGCGUCGCUCUUAAAAUCUUACGAUUCACAAUGUCCGUCGUUCUCAACGCCGGCUUCACUUCUCCGCUUCGUAACAGAUCCCAUCCUGUUAUAGCGUUAAAGACUUUGCCUGUUGCGUCACACAUAUCUCUAAACAGUUCAAGAAGGUCACUGUUAAGCAAAAGAAGAUUGGUUGUAUCUUGUUUGGAUACAAAUGACAAUUCUGUCACAACUACAUCCGUAGAUUCUUCAGAUUCUAAUAAACCAGCAAGUGAGUCUGUUGAAUUAGGCAAUGGCGCUGCUAAAAGAGCACCGUUGACAGCACGAGAGAGACUUAAAGCAGCUCGUGUUCUUAGUCGAUACACGGAAGCAACACCGAAACCGUCAAAACCCAAAUGGGAAGCCAACUUCUUGAUGUGCUCAAGGAAAGUGAUAAGAAAUCAAAGAGGAAACCGGGUCUACCCGAAGCACCAACCAACAUGCUUGAUGAUAGCAGGAGAGGGAUGCCAAAGAGUGGCCUUACGUUUGAUUUACCGGGAGGCUCAGAUAUCCUCAUCAUUGCAUUCUCCUUUGUGUUCAUAAGCACUGUGAUGUUUGCUACUACUUUUCUUGUUUGGAAACUCGGAGCAAUACACUUCAACGAAUAGU